Molecule: messenger RNA, 489 nt
Organism: Felis catus (domestic cat)
Lineage: Eukaryota; Metazoa; Chordata; Mammalia; Carnivora; Felidae
Product: keratin-associated protein 13-1-like
Exons: 1
Coding region: 43-474 (143 amino acids)
Source: RefSeq, a predicted model, not a curated record
UCUUCUCACCGUAACUCAGCUGAACUCACAUCUCCCUUCAACAUGUCCUACAGCUGCUGCUCUGGAAACUUCUCCUCCCGCUCCCUUGGGGGCUACCUGCGCUACCCAAGCUUCUCCUGUGGCUCUUCCUACCCCAGCAACCUGGUCUACCGCACUGACCUCUGCUCUCCCAGCACCUGCCAGCUGGGCUCCUCCCUCUACAGCGGCUGUCAGGAGACCUGCUGUGAGCCCACCAGCUGCCAGACGUCCUGCGUGGUGUCCAGCCCCUGCCAGACGUCCUGCUCCCUCCCGAGGACCUCCACGUUCUGCAGCCCCUGCUGGACUGCUUACCCUGGGUCUGUGGGCUUUGGGUCCAGAAGCUGCUACUCACUGGGCUAUGGAUCCCAGGGCUUCAGGCCUCUGGGUUAUAGAGUCUGUGGUUUCCCUUCCCUGAGCUAUGGAUCCAGUUUCUGUCGCCAAUCUAUUUUCCUUUGAGAAGUUUCCAUCCAU